Molecule: messenger RNA, 1942 nt
Organism: Penicillium brasilianum
Lineage: Eukaryota; Fungi; Ascomycota; Eurotiomycetes; Eurotiales; Aspergillaceae
Source: the annotation of a GenBank genome assembly
CUCGGUAUUAUUCUAAACAAAAUUUGAACUAUAGACUCUGUACCUUCCUAAAGAGCUGGUUAUCUUAAUGCCUGAAGUCUCAGGUGUCGAACCCCGGAUGCGUUCCUGGCUUCAUUUGUCAUCGCUGACGGACUCCGGACAACUUCGCGUUGCUUCUGUCUCCACGCCCAUCUAAUUGCAACCCCGAUGAUGGCCUCGAUAUAAUAUCGGGACUGACUUCCUGGGGCCUCGCAUUUAUCUUUUCUCGCCAUUCCCCGGUCGUAUCCCGAUACUACCAGCUGCGUGAGCUGGACUCUCCUUCCUUGAACAUACUCUCCUUCCCUCCGCGACUUAUAACAAUGUCUCUGCUCAUUCGCUUGCUGCAAGCGCUUGCGCUCCUACUCCUCGCUGGAGCGGUGACCGCUGAACAUACAUCAAACUGGGCUGUUCUGGUCUCAACAUCCCGAUUCUGGUUCAACUAUCGCCACCUCGCCAAUGUCCUCUCCCUAUAUCGAACCGUCAAGCGCCUCGGCAUUCCCGAUUCGCAAAUCAUCCUCAUGCUCCCCGAUGAUAUGGCGUGCAAUCCUCGCAAUGCCUUCCCUGGAACCGUCUACAGUAACGCGGAUCGCGCGGUGGAUCUCUAUGGCGACAACAUUGAGGUGGACUACAGGGGCUACGAGGUGACGGUGGAGAACUUCAUCCGACUUUUGACCGACCGGCUGGACGACGAUGUUCCGCGCAGCAAGCGUCUUGGGUCUGAUGCCGGUAGCAAUGUGCUGGUGUAUAUGACAGGCCAUGGAGGAGAUCAAUUCCUCAAAUUCCAAGAUGCCGAGGAGAUUGGCGCGUGGGAUUUGGCCGACGCAUUUGGACAGAUGUGGGAGAAGAAGCGGUACCACGAAUUGCUUUUCAUGAUCGAUACAUGCCAAGCCAACACUAUGUACACUCAUUUCUACUCGCCUAACAUCGUCGCCACAGGCUCCAGCGAACUCGACCAAUCUUCUUACUCCCAUCACGCGGACAAUGACGUCGGCGUCGCGGUCAUUGAUCGGUGGACCUAUUAUGUGCUAGAAUUCCUUGAGACACAAGUGACUAGUGCCAACUCCAAACUGACAUUGGGAGAUCUGUUCGAUUCAUACGACAUGUCCAAGAUCCACUCGCAACCCGGUGUUCGCUGGGAUCUUUUCCCUGGUGGUGAGCAAGAGGGCCGUCUGCGUACCGUGGUGGAUUUCUUCGGCAAUGUGCAGAAUGUCGAGAUCGAAAACGCCAAUGCCACCGAUCCAGGGUCUUUGAAGGAAGACUUGGCUGAGAUUACGCGACUUGUUGAAAAGUGGCGCAAGCGAGACGAGGAAUACUCUGCUAUUCUUAGCAAUUCGUCUUGGUCUCAAAGCGAGGGUGCACAAUCACAAACCGUGCAUUUACCUUCCAAGAAGCCCGUCGGCGCUACUAAGAUGGCCGAGGACGGCAGCUGGGGCAAGCGCUUGGUAGGCUUGUCCGUCAUCGGCGCAUGCACUGCCGUGUGGGUAGCUGGGUCGAUCUUGGGUCGAUCCGCCUAAGGCCAAAGUGUCAUGAUUCUACAUUUCCCUGUUGACUUUCUUUCCCAAGUCUUUCUUUCCCCUGUACAUACAAGCAUACUAUGGGUGCAAGGCGUUUAGGUGAAUCUUGCCCACCUUAUCAACUUCGGCUCUUUGAAUUCAAAGGAUAAUCGUCACAACUGCUUACUAGCGGCCUCCCGUUUCGUCGCAUCAUACACAGUUUGUCAAAGUAGCUCGCUUUAUUGCUCGGCUUUGCUCGCUAUAAGGGUAGUCCGAAUCUUGCAUUGCAACACCAAACUUGACAAUUGGCCAAUUAUUUCAGCUUAUGGCAGCGGCCGACUAUCUACUUACAUGUAUGAUUUCCACAAGACCUUCCAACUCGAUCGGCCUGCUGGAAUGUGCAACCCCAACCCUAUCUUGGAAAUUUCGAC